Molecule: messenger RNA, 7930 nt
Organism: Bombyx mori (domestic silkworm)
Lineage: Eukaryota; Metazoa; Arthropoda; Insecta; Lepidoptera; Bombycidae
Product: tetratricopeptide repeat protein 28
Exons: 42
Coding region: 330-7463 (2377 amino acids)
Molecular function (GO): protein binding
Source: RefSeq, a predicted model, not a curated record
AAAACACUCAGAAGAAACCGAAAUUAAUUAUAUGGCAACCCAACACGCCGCUCUUCAUUUCAGUCGUAAUCGAGCAGCGCUUGCGCACGCUAUCUCGGUAAUAAAAUUUUAUUAUUUGAAGAUCAAAGUUCGCUUAAUAACUAAAUUAUCACAAACACAAGUGCAGUGAGUGUCGUUGAUAUUCGUGUGUAGUUAUUGUAAUGUACGUGGUAAUGUGAAAGACGAUUCUAUUGUACUAAUGAUCAUAUACCGAACCGAAAAAUAGGUUUAUAAUUGGUGUAAAAAUAACUGUUAUGAUGGCACUACCUGGCAUGGGAUAAGCAAACAGAAUGUCGCAGAGAGACUUCUCAGAGGUGGAACCAAGUGGCUCCGCGUCCCUCGGAGCGGCGUCAAGAGCCCUCUUCGUGGAGAAGGUCAGGGCUUCGAACGCGGCCUGUCAGGCUGGUGACUUCGCCACCGCAGUAGCUUUGUACACGGAUGCACUGACACUAGAUCCCGCUAAUCACAUACUCUACAGUAAUAGAUCUGCGGCAAGAUUGAAACAGGGCCAGUUUGCGGCUGCCCUCCAAGAUGCCACCAGGGCUCGAGAAUUAUGCCCGAACUGGCCAAAGGCUUACUAUAGACAAGGUGUGGCACUACAAUGCCUCGGGAGACAUGGCGAAGCCCUCGCAGCCUUCAGUUCUGGUCUGGGAGUGGAGCCCUCGUCUCGACAACUCCUGGCCGCGCUUGUGGAGGCAUCACUGAAAUCUCCUCUGCGAGCAACGCUAGAGCCGACUUUCAGGCAGUUGGAGGCUAUGAAACUAGACCAGUCGCCUUUUGUGUUGAUUUCGGUUGUCGGUCAAGAGCUUCUGGCAGCCGGUCACUAUCAGUCUGCCGUGACUGUAUUAGAAGCGGCACUACGUAUAGGAUCAUGCUCCCUAAAACUAAGAGGGUCGGUAUUCAGUGCAUUAUCAUCAGCUCACUGGGCUUUGAGCCAACUGGACGCCGCCAUCAACUACAUGCAGCAAGACCUGGCUGUCGCGAAAUCACUGGGGGACACGGCAGGAGAAUGCCGCGCUCACGGCAAUCUCGGGGCGGCUUACUUUAGCCAAGGCUCCUACAAAGACGCCUUGACAGCACAUAGAUAUCAACUGGUACUGGCCAUGAAAUGCAAGGAUACUCAAGCAGCUGCUGCCGCGUUAACCUCCUUAGGACACGUUUACACAGCAAUCGGUGAUUAUCCAAAUGCUUUGGCGAGUCACAAGCAAUGCGUGCAAUUAGUGAAACAAAUGGGAGAUAGAUUACAAGAGGCGAGGGAGAUUGGAAAUGUUGGAGCUGUGUAUUUAGCUAUGGGCGAAUUCGACUCGGCAGUCGACUGUCAUACGCAGCACUUAAGAUUAGCGAGACGACUUGGUGAUCAGGUUGAAGAGGCAAGAGCGUAUUCAAAUCUUGGAUCUUCCUAUCAUUACAGAAGAAACUUUUCACAGGCCAUUGCCUAUCAUGAGAACGUUUUAAGGAUAGCUCAAAAUCUUGGCGACAGAGCCAUCGAAGCGAGAGCAUAUGCUGGAUUAGGACACGCAGCAAGAUGUGCCGGUGAUUACGGACAAGCAAAGAAAUGGCACGAACGUCAACUAGACGUGGCAUUAGCUGCGAGAGACAAGGUAGGAGAAGGUCGCGCAUGCUCAAAUUUAGGUAUCGUAUACCAGCUACUGGGAGAGCACGACGCUGCCCUUAAACUUCAUCAGGCACAUCUCUCCAUUGCCAGACAAUUACAGGAUAAAGCAGGAAUGGGACGAGCAUACGGUAAUAUUGGAAAUGCUUACUCAGCGGCCGGUUUCUAUGAACAAGCCAUAAAAUACCACAAACAAGAAUUGACGAUAUCCAAAGAAGUACAUGACAGAAGUUCCGAAGCAUCAACGCAUGGAAAUUUGGCUGUCGCAUAUCAAGCUUUAGGUGCUCAUGAUAUGGCUUUGUUUCAUUACAGAGCACAUUUAGGAAUCGCAAGAGAACUCAAAGACACAGCAGGAGAAGCAUGUGCCCUUCUAAAUCUCGGAAAUUGCCUCUCAUCCAGAGGGGAAUUCGCUCAAGCCGUUCCAUAUUAUGAACAACAUUUAAUGCUAUCACAAGAACUAGGUGACGUGACAGCCGAGGCUAAAGCCUGUCACUUCUUGGGUUAUGCACAUUAUUGUUUGGGAAAUUAUAGAGAAGCGGUCAGAUACUACGAUCAGGACUUGUCAUUAGCCAAAGAUCUCCAAGAUAAAAUGAAUAUGGGCAGAGCGUAUUGCAAUCUUGGACUCGCCCAUCUUGCUUUGGGAAAUUUAGAAACUGCUUUAGAAUGUCAAAAAUACUUUCUCGCAAUAGCACACAUGACACAGCAUCUACAAGGCAAAUUCAGGGCCUUGGGCAAUAUAGGAGAUGUACUGAUUAAAAUGGGUGACGUAGAAGAAGCUGUAAAAAUGUAUCAAAGACAACUGGGAUUCGCUAGACAGGCCCGUGAUAGAUCAUUGGAAGCUGCGGCUUGUGGUGCUUUAGGUCUUGCAAGAAGACUCCAGAGAAGACUGGAUGCUGCCUUAGGACAUCAUACUCAAGAAUUGACACUUCGCCAAGAAGCAGGGGACGCUGCUGGAGAAGCCCGAGCUCACUCUCAUCUUGGAGCUGUCCAUAUGGCUUUGGGGCAUUAUUCACAUGCUGCUAGAUGCUACCGUGAGCAGUUAGAGAGGGCUCAAGAACUACAAGAUUGUGCAUUAGAAGCUCAGGCGUACGGAAAUUUGGGUAUCGCCAAACUAAAUAUGGGACACUACGAAGACGCUAUUGGCUAUUUGGAACAGCAACUUGCCAUUUUGGAGCGCGUUAACACCCCAACCUGCCAAUUAGACAAAGCAAGGGCUUUAGGAUCCCUUGGAGAUUGUUACGAUGCGUUAGGCGAUCCUGAAGAAGCAACAAAAUAUCACGAGCAACACUUAGCUUCUGCAUUGAAGUUGAAUAACUCGAGGGAGCAAGAACGAGCCUAUCGAGGCUUAGGACUUAGCCAAAAAUCUGUGGGCAACUUACAACAGGCCUUAGUAUGCCUUGAAAAAAGGCUUGUUGUGUCCCAUGAACUCGGAGCUCCUGAAGCAAAGGCCCAAGCUUAUGGAGAACUUGGUGCUUUACAUAUUGCCCUUAACAAUUUAGAACAAGCUGUGCUGUGUUUGGAUCAUCAAAAAAAUAUUGCCAAGGAAUUGAACAAUCACAUAAUGGAGGCUGAAGCCUGUCACUCACUUGGCGUAGCUCAACAUGCACUCGGAGACCAUGCAGCUGCCAUAAGACAUCAUCGGGCUGAACUUGAGUUGGCUCAUCGACUAGGACUUACACAUCUACAAGCUCGUGCAACUGGAGGCUUAGGGGCGGCCCAUGCUUCAAUGGGUGCUCACGCAGAAGCAGCAAGGUGGCAUGAAUCAAGACUCCGUCACGCUACUGCUGCAGGCGACACCCGGGGUCGCGCUCAAGCACUAGCUGAUCUCGGCAGAGCGCACCUCGCGAUGGGAGCCUGUGGCAGCGCCGUAUCGUAUCUCCGACAGGCGCUGGCGGCUACUGAAGGACUCACGGAUGUUGACGAAGAGGCUAGAGUACGGCAUAGACUCGGUUUCGCACUUUGGGCGUCGGGUGAGCUAGAAGAAGCAAAGGAACAGUUGCAGGCCGCUCUAAACGUUUUAGAGUUUGGUAACGAAAAGCACAGGGAUAGGAAAGUGGCCGCCCUGUACACUUCCACACAGCAUGCCCUACAGAGGAUAUUAGUUGAGCUGGGCCGUCACCCCGAAGCCCUUGUGGUGGCUGAAAGAGGACGUUGCCGUUCCCUGGACACUGUACCCGAGAAGCAGUCGGGAACCCUCAACCAGAUGAACUUAGAGCUUCAUACUGCUCAAAGGAACAACGAGGAAUCGAGUAAAGAGCGUCCUGAACCUUGGAGUCCAUCUAACGUCGAACAAAUAUUAGAAGUAGUUAAUAAACAAAAAGCACCAGUUCUAUACUACAGUCUCGCUGCUGGACGGCUCUAUGCAUGGCUGAUGCAGCCACAUAAAGGAAUUCUGAGGUUCCAUCAAAUUUCACUGCUAGAAGAAGCUGAAGAUAAUGAUAACAGCUUGCCAGACAUCAGUCCAGACGAUUUACAAUUGAGCAACGGAGGCCUGGGCAAACUCGAGCGGUAUAUCAGCGAAUGGUCCAACUGGCUAAAGACAGCCGAACGCAGAAGCGAUGAGGACCAGUGGGAUCCAGACGAAAGACCCACUGGACUUACACGAAUGAUGACUCGGAAUCACCUGUUGAACUCUUCUAACUAUUCGCUGAGCUCGUUGUUCAGCGUCGGUUCCGUCGGCGGUUCGGUGGCGGGCUCCGUUGCCAGUCUACAAGGCUCUACCAGGUCAAGUGUACACGGGCCGCGCAGAAAACAGCCGUCCUGGCAGGGACCUCCCUGUCUUAGCUCCUUGUACCAAAUGCUUCUGGCUCCAUUCGAAGACCUGUUACCCGCUUCCUGCAACAACAGCCAUGCUUCACACGGGCGCCGCGGCUGCGGGGGCCGACGGGAGAUCGUGGUGGUAGUGGAGGGAGCCCUGUACGCGUGUCCGUGGGGGGCGCUGCGCAGUACGUCGGACACCGAGCCCCUGUGCGAGCGUUACGCCCUACUUGCUGCACCCGCACUCCGGCCGCUGCGCCACCAGCGACAUCUACGGGCCAGACCCCAAAACGAACAAGGUGGUUCUGGUAACAAUAAUGCGGACACGGGCAUGCGUUGCCUCGUGGUGGGAGCCCCGCGGGUGGGCGGCGCGCGGUGGUCUCCGGCCAACACACAACUCAAGGAGGCCGAGCUUGUCGCGGACAUGCUCCGGGUCACACCACUCACUGAUUAUCAGGCCUCAAAAGAAGCCGUUCUAGCACAGCUACCUCAAGCGGAAUGCGUCCACUUCGCGACACACAUUUGCUGGAAGUCACCUGCUAUUGUCCUGAGCCCCGGAGAAGUGGUCGACUCUCAAGCCAAGCGUCUUUUAAACACAAGUGUUGGUAGUGGACUUGCUGAAACCACCGAAAACGAAGAAGAAAGUACAGAGCUUUCCCCGAGCAAUGAAGAAUUGCCCCCGGCGUCAGAAUUCAUGCUGACGGCUGCAGAAAUUAUAAACUUAAAGAUCACAGCCAGAUUGGUUAUUAUUUCGUGUGCUCCAUCAAGCGCUGCCCUUCAAGGUUCCACCGCUGAGGAGUCUGAAGACAUUGCGCAAGCAGGUGAAGGUAUCUCGAGACUAAUGAGGGCCUUCUUGACUGCUGGAGCUCAAGCCAUUCUACUUACUCUAUGGCCUUCUCCCCAAGAUACAGCCACCAAGAUAUUGUAUAGAGCUCUUUAUUCUGCUCUAUUACAAGGAAGCAGGGUUGCCAAAGCUUUAGGUGACGCGAUGCAAACCGUGCGUCACACGAAGCACUUCGCUCACCCCGCGCACUGGGCCGGCCUCAUGCUGCUCGGGGCUAACGUCCGCCUCAGCAACAAGGUAGCGCUCAUGGGACAAGCCCUAUGCGAACUAAUGGCCACUCCAGAUCGAUGCCGUGAUGCCUUACGAGUAUGUCUGCAUUUGGUGGAAAAGUCCCUUCAGAGGAUCGUGAGAGGACAGAAGAACGCAAUGUAUACAACACAGAAAAGCAUUGAGAACAAGGCCGGCAAUGCUACCGGUUGGAAGGAACUACUCAUGAGCGUUGGAUUCAGAUUCGAGCCGGCUGCUAAUGGUAUUCCAUCAAGUGUGUUUUUCCCACAAAGCGAUCCUGAGGAACGACUGACCCAAUGCUCGGCCAGUCUACAGGCUUUAUUGGGUCUAACAUCGACUACUCUUCAAGCCUUGUCGAAGCUUAUCUCGAACGGAGAUGUGGCUGAUGACAUCAUAGGACUAGUCCGGUCCGUCAUAUCACAGUUUUCGGUGAAAAACUCCGAGAAUGAGACCAUCGAAGUAGCUGUGAAUGUUAGGUUAUGGCGUGUGAACGGUUGUCAUGAACUAUUGGCGUCCCUCGGCUUCGACCUGGCCGAAGUAGGACAAGACGAGGUAACCCUGCGCACUGGUAAAGCUGCAAACAGACGACACAUACAAUUUGUACUACAGGCUCUUCUUGCGUUGUUCGAUACACAAGAAGCACCACGCAGCCUCAGCCUCGAGUCGAGUUCGAGCGUAGAAUCAUUGGCUUCGAUUGACGACGGCGACCUCGAACCACACUCUGACGGAGAGCCCCCACCAAGGCAACAUAGACAAGAGAGUGCGUCUUCCGUACCGCCUCCGCCGUUACCGAUUGGAUCCUGCGGUGGUGCCUUUACUAUGUAUGUACGAGGGUCGACCACGGAGGUGGGUCGAGGAGAGCCGGAUGGUAGGACUGCGCCGCCCCCCGCUCCCGCCCCCGGUCCCAACUCCGCUUCUACAGCCUCCACUGUCCCCCCUCCGCCCCCCGGACCCCCGGCACCACGCUACCGCGGGGAAAGUGACGCCGCGUUCACACCCUCGCCCCCCGCAGCCCCACCGCCCUCCGCCGCACCUCCUCGCGACGUCUCCCUCGCACUCGCACACCAAACUAAAAUCCGCACCUUGUACACCAGAAGACCGCCUUCCGAUGACUCUGACUGGGAAAACUCCGGUCACGAUACCGUACUAAGAAGACGACCUGAACACGCCCAUACAAGGUACUUGGAUGCCUUCUAUGAGCUUGCCACGGCGCAACCGAGGAGGUCGGAGGAGGAUAAGGGUGACCAACUGAAUCAACCGUCCACUUCAAAACGAGCUCCCAGACCCAAAAUGGGAACGAACAGUCGCGAUUCUAUGGCACACGUGCGACACAUGAGCGGAGAACUCACGCCCACCAUAUCAGAAGUUUAUCACGAAAGAAACAUCGGGCUUGGCCUCGCGCCCCCUCUAGCUGAGCUCCUUCUUGCCGAAGAAUCGAAAACAGAAAUGAGGACGGCAAGUUCCAGUGAAAACCUACUACUGCAAAACUUGGAGAAGCUAGGACUCUUAGGAGACACAAGUGAAACAGACGAGAGAUGGUGCAGCAACAGCACCUCUAGGCCGUGGCUGUCGGCGCCUCCCUUAGAAACCGACGUACAGGGUUCUAACUUAACCACAGCCGACUUAAUUGAACGUCAAACAAAAUUCAAGAAAGAUGUUAAUAUCAAAAGAAAAGAAGAAAACCAAUACGAAUUGAAGUCUAAAGAUGAAAUGCCCGGACCGAGUGGAAUAGAGAAACGUUCUGUGUCUCCAUUCUCGGAACUGUCUAGAAGAGAUGAAGGGGACGGCAGAAGCAUUGCAGAUUCGCACUCAUCCUACAAAGCUUUGGUCUUAAGUCCCAGAGCCCCGUAUUUGCCUGAAGAAGGCGAAACUAGUUUGAGUACGAAUAUGGAAGGAGGGAAGACCCAUCCCAGGCCUCGAAGGUCAGCCGUGUCUAGAGCUAGACCUGCUUAUACCACUUUAGAUUUUCCAUCAACUAAAUGAGAACAAACUAUUAAAAGGCAAAAAUAAAAUAUACACUCGCAGCUCGUGCAUUCCGAGUUUUUCUAUUAAAUAUUCGUAAUUUAUUUAGAUUAAUUAUUCAUUAUCAUUAGAAAAAGGCUAUGAUUACUACGUCACAUCGCAAAUUGACAUGACGAGGAACGUAAGUAUUGUUUUAGUAACGAAAUAAAUGUAUUUUUGUAUGAUGUUAAUUUGUAUUUAUUAUUCGUUUGUAUAAAUAAUUAACUAAAAUAUUAUUUGAAUUACAUCAAUUUGAUAUUAAUUUAAUGACGUUUGAUGUUCAUUAAUUUUAUAUACUCGUAGUAUUAAUAUUCCAUUAAUAAUAGGUAUUUAAAUCACUCAAAUGCUUGCCAAUCUGUACCUCUUUUACUUCAAUAUUCCUAGUUAUAUUGUCAAGUGUAAAAAGUUAAUGUAAUGUACUGUAAAAUAAAUUUCAGUAAUAAAAUUAA